Sesamum indicum (sesame) is the source of this 882-nucleotide messenger RNA. Its product is annotated as large ribosomal subunit protein eL24. NCBI's taxonomy places the organism in Eukaryota, Viridiplantae, Streptophyta, Magnoliopsida, Lamiales, Pedaliaceae. Gene Ontology annotation, molecular function: structural constituent of ribosome; mRNA binding. Gene Ontology annotation, biological process: cytoplasmic translation. The record is from RefSeq and is a predicted model, not a curated record. Gene Ontology annotation, cellular component: cytosolic large ribosomal subunit.
CUCAAUAAUAGUAGCAUGGGCUUGAAAACCCUGGGAGAAAAGUUCCAACAAGGGUACUGCGUCGUUUCACUUGAGACAGCAGUAUAUAUUCGCCGGGGCUUUAGGGUUUCGUCUACAGCAGAGAAGAAGAAGGAAGCGGCGACCUCAGACAGAUUCACAACCAUGGUUCUCAAAACAGAGCUGUGCCGUUUUAGUGGUGCCAAGAUAUACCCUGGAAAGGGCAUCAGGUUUAUUCGCUCAGAUUCCCAGGUUUUCCUCUUUGCUAACUCAAAAUGCAAGAGGUAUUUCCACAACCGCCUGAGGCCUGCAAAGCUUACUUGGACUGCUAUGUACCGGAAACAACAUAAGAAGGAUAUUGCUGCUGAAGCUGUGAAGAAGAGGCGCAGAACCACCAAGAAGCCAUACUCAAGGUCCAUUGUUGGUGCCACUUUGGAAGUUAUUCAGAAGAGAAGAGCUGAGAAGCCCGAAGUCCGUGACGCAGCACGUGAAGCUGCCUUACGUGAAAUCAAGGAGAGAAUCAAGAAAACCAAGGAUGAGAAGAAAGCUAAGAAGGCAGAGACGAUGUCCAAGCAGAAGACUAGCAAGGGUAGUCAACCCAAGGGUGCUAUGCCUAAGGGUCCGAAGAUUGGAGGUGGUGGCGGCAAGCGUUAAAUUUCUUUCUCAUCUCAUCUCAUCUCAUCUCACUUUUUGUCGUAACUUCUCUAUCAAGCUUAUUGGAAUGGAUAUCCAUCUAUUCCAUUAGUUUUUUGUACUGAAUCGGUGCUAUUGUUUUUUGUUCUUAAGCAUUAGCCUGUAAGGCUGUUAGACAUGGGUUUUUAUCUUUAUAGAAAUAGCUUGUGUUCUCUGAUAUUUACAAUCAAUCCCUUGAGCAGUUCUUGAGUC